Molecule: messenger RNA, 1803 nt
Organism: Talaromyces rugulosus
Lineage: Eukaryota; Fungi; Ascomycota; Eurotiomycetes; Eurotiales; Trichocomaceae
Exons: 9
Biological process (GO): retrograde vesicle-mediated transport, Golgi to endoplasmic reticulum; Golgi vesicle budding; Golgi to plasma membrane protein transport
Cellular component (GO): cytosol; Golgi cisterna; trans-Golgi network
Molecular function (GO): phosphatidylinositol-4-phosphate binding
Source: RefSeq, a predicted model, not a curated record
CCGUUCGCCCCGGUGCUGAUUGGCCCGUGGCUCUACCGAGAGGAAAACGCCGGGAGCCGCGAGAUCACCAACACUGCAAACACCAACCACGCAAACCUCUUUCUUUUCUUCGCUGCCCACUCCUCCCCCCCCCCAACAGCUGAUCUCCAUCUCAAUCCUCAAUCAAGCGCUAGCUUCACCUUCACCUUCACCCUCACAAUGUUCCGCUCUGCCGUGGUGCGCUCCCUGCGAGCCUCGAUUCCCCGAGCUGUCCGGGCCUCUGCUCCCUACCAGACCAAGAUCGCCCCUGCUGCUCGCCCAUCGCAGAUUGUCCCUGCUUUCCAGUCUCAAUCCAUUCGCUUCUACUCGGCCCCCGCUGGCCUGUCCAAGGAUGAGGUCGAGGGCCGCAUAGUCAACUUGCUGAAGAACUUUGAGAAGGUCUCCGAUGCUAGCAAGCUCAGCGGUGUUGCUCACUUCACAAACGACCUGGGCUUGGACAGCCUGGACGUUGUCGAGGUCGUGAUGGCCGUGGAGGAGGAAUUCAGCAUUGAGAUCCCCGAUAAGGAAGCUGAUGGCAUCCACAGUGUCGAGCAAGCUGUCAACUACAUCCUCUCCCAGCCCGACGAGCCUCUUCAGUCCCCUCUGUGUCGACCUUCUUCUUGCUCCUUAAUCAACCUCGCUCGCUCACCGCGCGCAAAUAGCGGUCGGAGCACCUCUUUGCCUCUGUCCCCCUCCCUCCUAUACCUCUUUCUUCCCGUACAUCGCUUCUCCAUGUCCUCAGGCGGUCUGACACGCCGACGGGGAGGCGGCCGAGCCGGCGACGAUAACGGCGAUGGGAGUCGAGUUUCCUCCCCGGCGCCUAGGAAUGGAUCCGCAUACGACAGUCGAGUUCCUGAGACGUCCUUCGCCGACGGUGAGAAUGGCCACAAAAUCGCUUUCGACCCCAGAGACAUCAGCGAGAACGAGGAGCGGACCAAGCAGCCCAAGCUGAACCUCAUGGAGGAGGUUUUGCUGCUCGGACUCAAGGAUAAACAGGGGUACCUGUCUUUCUGGAACGAAAACAUCUCCUACGCUUUACGUGGCUGUAUUGUUAUAGAACUCGCUUUCCGCGGCCGUAUAAGCAUGCAAAAAGACUCCUCCCGGAGGCGAUUCCCUCUCGCCGAUCGCAUUAUCGAAGUGGUUGACGACUCGCUUACCGGGGAGGUCUUGCUGGACGAGGCACUCAAGAUGAUGAAGUCGAGCGAACAGAUGAGCGUGAGCUCCUGGAUCGAUCUGAUGAGUGGCGAAACCUGGAACCUGAUGAAGAUCGGCUAUCAAUUGAAACAAGUCCGCGAACGCACCAUGAAAGGUCUUGUUGACAAGGGCGUUCUCCGCACCGAGAAGCGCAACUUUCUCCUUUUCGACAUGGCCACUCACCCUGUCGCGGACUCGGGCGCCAAAGACGAACUACACAAACGGGUCCGCAACGUAUGCAGCAAUCGGACUGUGAUCCUUAGCCCCAACCAGUGGCUUCCAGAAGACGUCGAGUUCCGGUACCUGCGAACAAUUGUCAUGGUGUGCGCUGCCUAUGCAGCAAACGUGCUGGAGAACGCACUGACCACGAUGAGCCACGAAUCCCGAGAACGCGGAUUUGCGCAAGUGGACGAGUUGUUGGCUGAAUACUCACAGUGGCCCUUUGGCCGACGGGCUGGUGCUGGUCAGGCUAUUGGUGCCAAUCUUGCCCAGGCAAUCAAUGAUGAAAUCGGUGGAAACGACCGGGAGCUCCAGCUAGAGAUUGUCGCGGCUUGUUUAAGCGUCUUCACACGGCUCGACUCCCUCCUUUAG